Messenger RNA from Linum tenue, 1002 nucleotides. The record is from the annotation of a GenBank genome assembly. NCBI's taxonomy places the organism in Eukaryota, Viridiplantae, Streptophyta, Magnoliopsida, Malpighiales, Linaceae.
AUGGUUUCAUCUGGACUUGCUGCAUUGGGAUAUCAAUACAUCAACUUAGAUGAUGCGUGGGCUGAACGUCAGAGGGACUCUGCGGGAAACUUGGUUGCUAAUGCAACAACAUUUCCUGCUGGAAUCAAAGGGUUGGCGGAUUAUGUUCAUGCCAAAGGCCUCAAGCUGGGAAUCUACUCUGAUGCAGGGAAUCUGACAUGCAGCAAGCUACAACCAGGAUCAUUGGGCUAUGAGGAACAAGAUGCCAAAACAUUUGCCUCAUGGGUAUCCAUUAUCGAAAUCGAUUUUCUGAAAUAUGAUAAUUGCCAUACUGAUGGCACAAGCCCUCAAGUGAGGUAUCCGAUAAUGAGUAAAGCAUUGUUGAAGACAGGAAGACCCAUCUUCUUUUCCCUCUGUGAAUGGGGAGUUGAAGACCCUGCAACUUGGGGUCCCGGUGUUGGUAAUAGCUGGAGAACAACUGGGGAUAUUGCUGAUAACUGGGAGAGAAUGACAAAACGUGCAGAUAAAAACGAUAAAUGGGCAUCUUAUGCUGGACCUGGAGGAUGGAACGAUCCUGACAUGCUUGAAGUUGGGAAUGGCGGCAUGACGAAUGAGGAGUACAGGUCACAUUUCAGCAUCUGGGCAUUAGCCAAGGCUCCUCUCAUACUCGGGUGCGACAUUCGAUCGAUGGACCUCGACACCCACCAAAUUUUGAGCAACAGUGAAGUGAUUGCAGUGAACCAAGACAAACUUGGAGUGCAGGGGAAGAAGGUUAAGAAAGAUGGAGACUUGGAGGUGUGGGCUGGUCCUCUCAGCCAAAAGAGAGUGGCAGUAGUGCUUUGGAACAGGGGUUCUUCCCCAGCUAAAGUCGCUGCUAACUUCUCUGAUAUUGGCGUCCCUCCCUUCGCCCUUGUGGAUGUCAGAGAUUUAUGGGCGCACACCACCGAAGCAAAGGUGAAGGAACAAAUCUCGGCGGACUUGGAUCCCCAUGCCUGCAAAAUGUAUAUCAUCAUUCAAAAGUAA